This is a messenger RNA of Durio zibethinus, 930 nucleotides long. The record is from RefSeq and is a predicted model, not a curated record. NCBI's taxonomy places the organism in Eukaryota, Viridiplantae, Streptophyta, Magnoliopsida, Malvales, Malvaceae.
AUGAUUAACGGGUUUUGUAAGAAGGGUGAUAUGGGGAGUGCAGGAGAAUUUGAAGCUGCAAUGAAGUAUCUGGAUAAGAUGGUGAAAGGGGGUUACUUGCCUGAUGUAUUCACCUAUAAUGCUAUUAUAUAUGCUUUGUGUCUCGAAGGGGAAGUUGGUGAGGGAAGGAAGAUGAUAUACCAGAUGAGGUUGAAUGGAGUGAAGGAUAAUACUGCAACUCACUUGAGUAUAUUAAAGGGGCUUUGUGUUAUGGGGAGUUCUAAAGAAGCCAUUGAAUAUUUUAGGUGGACGGACAGUUGUAAUAUGGAUUUGGAUGCAAAAGCAUAUAUAGUUGUUGUGAAUGAGUAUUGCAAAUUGAGGAAGCAUGAUGAAGCAAUUUUGCUUCUGAAGGGAAUGCAUGGAAGAGGCAUUAAUCCGAAUUUUUCUAGUUUCAAUUCAGUGUUUAGGACUCUCGUGGAGUUAGGGGAGCUUGAUAGAGCUGUUUUGCUUCCAAAACAGAUGCCACAAAUAGGUUGCACGCCAAAUUUCUUGUCAUAUAAAACCGUGAUAUAUGGUCUUUGUAGGGCUGGAGGUAGGAUGCAAGGGGUUAAAUACCUUCUCGAAGACAUGCUUCAAAAUGGUAUUCUUACUGAUGCCAGAAUGUACAGUUGCAUAUUUGAGGGAUACAGUGUGGAUGGAAAUGAAGAAACGGCAGUGCAAGUUUUUAAUGAAAUGAUUGGUAAGAGUUAUCUCAUCAGUUUGGAGAGUUUCUCAAAAUUUGUCAAAAUGUUGUGUGCAAAAGGGCUGAUUGUUAUGGCUGAAAAAAUUUUUGAGGACAUUUGUAGGACAUGCCCAUCAGUUGAAAGGGAUAGUUAUAGAAGAGUCUUAGAUAAGCAUCUGCAAAUAACUCAAGGCUCAAGUAAGGAACAUAGAGGAGAAGAGAGUUCUUGA